Sclerotinia trifoliorum is the source of this 1339-nucleotide messenger RNA. NCBI's taxonomy places the organism in Eukaryota, Fungi, Ascomycota, Leotiomycetes, Helotiales, Sclerotiniaceae. The record is from the annotation of a GenBank genome assembly.
UUCCCGUUCCAUCCCACCUCUGAACACAGAGGUCAAAUCCUUAAGCGGUCGCUUACCUGGUGUCCGAUUCCUCACUAAAUCCUAAGAGUGACCAGAUUUAAAAUAUUACUUCCUGCUAUAGUAAGCCGAGCUUAAUUUGUGUAUGGGAAUAGAUCACUAUAGAAUUUUUGGGAAAUAACAGUAAUCGAAGCCUCGAGUUUGUCCCAAGUCGACUAACUCACAAGCGCUUGGUCAAGCCAAGGUCUAAUCUCCUUUUUCCAUUUCUUGUGAGUAGCAAUGAAGAUAUAAAGGUCUUCAAAUCGCCUCGCAGAUAACUCAUAUUGACAAUCAUUUCCACAUCAGAACAUCCAGCAAUCAGCAGUACCACCAGACAAUCUUUCAACCUUUCCUUUGUUAGUACAAUCAUUUUUCAAGCCCUAUCGCAAAUCAUACAUUCACAAUCUUUAUAAAUUCUUACUUUUGUCAAUUACUAUCAUAGUACUAUAGUACCAUAGUACUAUCAACUUCAACAUGCAAUUCUCUACCAUUUUCAUUUCAACUGCAGCCCUUCUCCCAUCUGCCCUCGCCUGCUUAAACGUCAACAUAACCUACACUCUCCAAACUGCAAGUAGCGAAAGCAACAUCUAUGCACAAUUCCUCGACAACGGACGAGUAACCUGCUACUACAACCAACCCAACCCAGCCACCGGAGCCAAAGAAGUAUACGCUCUCAACAACAACCCUAACAAUGUCGCCGUCGUCAACGACACUUACCAACAAUGCGUAGCAGGAUACUGGGCCACUUUCCAGGUCGACCUCUCGGAUACUAAGGAUAAGAAGGGUAAUAAUAAGAUUGAGAGUUAUAGUUAUUUGGAUCAACAUGGUCAGGCUCAAUCUUAUACAGGUAUUAGUCUGGGCUCGAGAAUCACUACUGCGGCUGCGGGGAAUAAUCCUGAGGUAUGGACUUGGUUGGCUAAUCCUUUUUGUUAAGUGGGGUGGUUGAGGGGUGGGGGUGCAAUACUUUGGGGAUUAUUGUGUCUUGGUGGAUGAUGUUCGAGUGUUGAUUGGUUUCGGUUGGAGUGUUCAACUCUGAGCAUGAAGGAUAUAGGGGCCAAAUAAGCGAUGGGCGUUGCUGGAAUGGGAAUAGUAGAUGCGGUGUUGCUCAUGGGAAAGAAUGGGAGCAGGUCUCAAAAGAUCGAGAGUUGAUUUCUUGUCUUUAAUUUUUCCUUUUUUGGUCGUUUUUGUGUUGUCUUGUCUUUUGCUUUUAGGUUGGGUUGUAUGGGACGGAUAGAUAGAUAGAAACAGAGAUAAAAUGAUGAUGGUGGAGAUAUGGGCACGCUUGGCUUGUUGUUUUAUGGUU